Molecule: messenger RNA, 2195 nt
Organism: Podarcis raffonei (Aeolian wall lizard)
Lineage: Eukaryota; Metazoa; Chordata; Lepidosauria; Squamata; Lacertidae
Gene: ECSIT
Product: ECSIT signaling integrator
Exons: 8
Coding region: 115-1488 (457 amino acids)
Cellular component (GO): mitochondrion
Source: RefSeq, a predicted model, not a curated record
GGCAGCUUGCGAAGUCUACGUCACGCGGAGAGCCUUUCAAGAUGGCGCUGCCCGGUGAGGGAGUGAGCAGAUUUCUGUCCUUCCCAAACUCUGUGUUUCAGGUGUAGCUGAUGGAUGUGGGCUGUAGCCUUUUUCCAGAAGCAGCAUUUUGCUGUAUUUUGCUGCCCAGUUCGGGAAAGACAGGCUGCCGCCAUGAACUGCUUGUGGACGUUACUGCUGGCCCAGAAGCUCUCUGCUGGAAGGGGCACUCUGCUGAUGAAGGCUGCUUCUAAGAGGGAUCUCCGCCAGCUGCUGAGAAGUGACUGUCUCCAGAACUGCAGGUUGGGUACUGUGAGGAGUAUCCAGGUGAGCACAGCACUUUGCACUACCACCCCUUCAAAGGGCGAUGGAGACAAUGACAAAGAAUCCACCCAACGAGCCUUGGUGACCGUUGAAGAUAUCUUUGAGAGCACCACUGAAACUGCAAAGACUAAAGCCACGUUUCAGGAAGCUGUGGACAUCUUCUGCAAGCGGGACAUUCGCCACAGGGGUCACGUGGAAUUCAUCUAUGCAGCGCUGAAGAAGAUGCCAGAGUAUGGGGUAGAGAAGGACAUCAAUGUCUACAACAAAAUCUUGGAUGUCUUCCCCAAGGAAGUAUUUGUGCCUCGCAAUUUCAUCCAGAGGAUGUUCAAUCACUACCCUCGACAACAGGAGUGUGGUGUCCAGGUGCUUGAGCAGAUGGAGACCUAUGGUAUCAUGCCGAACAAGGAGACAAAGCUUCUGCUCCUCCGGAUCUUUGGGGACAAGAGCCACCCGGUGAGGAAAUACCAGAGGAUCAUGUACUGGUUUCCUAAAUUCAAGCACGUCAACCCUCACCCAGUUCCAGAUCCUCUGCCAAAGGACCCUGUAGACCUGGCAAGGCUGGGCCUGCAGAGAAUUGCAGCUGACUUGGAUGGCAAGGUUACCAUAUAUCAGCUGCCUCAUUCGGAGAUUUUGGACUCUGGAAAAACAAUUGACCACCCGCAUAUUGUAGGAAUCCAGAGCCCUGACCAGCAGUCGCUCCUGGCUCGCCACAAUACAGACAGGCCUGUUUUUGUUGAAGGCCCCUUCCGCUUGUGGCUGAAGGAGACGUGUGUUUAUUACUAUGUGCUCAGGGCAGAGCUGUUGCCUCGAGGAGAAAGGGAAGAAGUGAUUGACCCAGAAAGGAAUUUCUACUACCCUAUGUACCUGGAUAUUGAUCUGGAACGGGAUCUUUGGGAUGAUUACGAAUUUGACAUAGAUGAAGUUGAAGAGGGCCCUGUAUUUGCCAUGUGUAUGGCAGGGGCAGGAGACCAGGCCACCUUGGCCAAAUGGAUUGUGGGUCUUCAGAAAACAAACCCAGUUUUGCGUCAGACGCCGGUUGUGUUCCGUCUCACCCCUGGGCCCCGGGAGCUACAGUCAGGCACCAACUUGGAUAACGAUAGUGAAGAGGAGAUGGCAGAAGCUCAACGCCUCAACAGAGAUCUUUGAGCACAUGUUUUAGUUUUCAACAGAGGUCUUUAAUUUAUUAAUUCAUUUAACUUCAUGCUUGUGCUUUAAAUCCCAGGAUGCUAGUGCAAUCAUUCCUACAAAUGAUCGGAGGAAUUUUGAGUCUUGAUUGCUUGGUGUAUUGAGGGCACCUGUUCUUCAACAAAGCACCACUCCUCUCAGCUGCAACACUUAACAUUGAACACCUGUGGACAGAGUUGACACCUUUGCUAUAACAGCAGCAGAGGAAUGUUGCAUCUCCUUUUGGAAAAGUUUUUCCCCAGAUAAACUUUCAGAUCAAGAGUUGAUACCUUUAAAAAUCGCUGCUGUUCUUUCAAUUGUCUAAGAGGCUGCAGUGAACUUCCCUGUGUUCCCUUCUGUGGCGUUUUCUUUUUAGAAAUCCACUUUCCUUGACUUCUUUCUGAUGGUUUCAUAACAGCGUUUUCAGUGACAGAGCCUCCAUUCUUUGACUACAAUUCUUCACUUCCGUAUCACUGCAGCCCUGGCAGUUAGAUGAGCUGAGCUUUUCUUCCUCUCAUUGACCUGAUACUGGAAUUGGAAGGUUUGGUACUCUAUGAGUAUUGGUCAGUGGUAAGGAUUAAAAGUCUGUGGGUUGUUUUUCCUGAUGUGAUUCUGCUUUUGUACCUCCCUCCCAGCACCACUGUCUUUGUGUAAUGUAUGCUAGCAUUAAAAAAGAAAGUCAAAUGUCA